AUGAAGUCCUAUACUAUAGUCGUUAAACUUGGUACAUCCUCCUUGGUGGAUGAAACCACUAGGGAGCCUAGGUUGGCCAACAUGUCAUUGUUAGUGGAGACAAUGGUCAAAUUACGUCGUCAGGGUCAUAAAAUCAUUAUCGUUUCUUCAGGAGCUAUUGCUGUUGGAAUGAGAGCUAUGGGGUUCAAAAAAAGACCAGACAAAUUAUCACAAGUCCAAGCCUUAGCCUCUAUUGGACAAGGAAUCUUGAUUGGGUUGUUCGACAACUUGUUCAGACAAUUAUCUCAACCAAUUUCCCAGAUCUUAAUCACCCGUAAUGAUAUCGUUGAUUUCACCCAAUAUAGAAAUGCUGUCAACACCAUUAACGAAGUCUUGGAGAUGGGUGUGAUUCCAAUUGUUAAUGAAAAUGAUACCUUGUCGGUUGCUGAAAUCAAAUUCGGUGAUAAUGAUACUUUAUCAGCUAUAACAGCAGGAAUGAUGCAUGCUGAUUAUUUAUUCUUAAUGACCGAUGUUGAAUGUUUAUAUACCUCCAACCCAAGAACGGAUCCCAACGCCAAACCCAUUGUCUUGGUCGAUAAAAUUGAUGAAUUAAGUGUGUCAACUGAAACUGGUGGGUCUUCCGUAGGAACUGGGGGUAUGACUACCAAAUUAAUUGCAGCUGAGUUAGCUAAUAGUGUAGGUGUAACUACCAUCAUAUCAUUGUCUUCCCAACCACAAUACAUUCUUGAUAUUGUUUCUGAUAUUCAAGAAUCAGAGUCUUUACCAGUAGAGGAACUGAGAAAGAGAUUAGAGACUAAGAUCGCCAAUAAUACUAUCCCUCGUCACACUCGAUUCUUGGGAUUACCAAGGAAAGCUAUGAUCAAGUCCGAUAAGAAGUUCUGGCUUUUACAUGGACUUAAAACCAAAGGGGAGAUCAUUGUUGACAAAGGAUGUUAUAAUGCUUUAACUAGAAAGAAUAGAGCCGGAUUGUUACCUGCGGGAAUAGUUGAUGUUAAAGGAACUUUCCAUGAAAGUGAAUGUGUUGCCAUCAAAUAUUUAGAAAGUGAAGAUGAAGAACCUAUUUUGGUGGGACAAUGCAGAGUUAAUUAUAGUUCCGUAGAAAUCUCCAUGUUGAAAGGAUGUAAAAGUAGCGACAUUGAAGAUAUUUUGGGUUAUGCUGAUUCUGAGUACAUUGCCCAUAGAGAUAACAUUGCAUUCCCACCUUUAGUUCCCCAUUAG
Molecule: messenger RNA, 1218 nt
Organism: Yamadazyma jaroonii
Lineage: Eukaryota; Fungi; Ascomycota; Pichiomycetes; Serinales; Debaryomycetaceae
Source: the annotation of a GenBank genome assembly